AUGGCGGCCGGCGCCGGUUGCAGCGGGCGCAGGCUGCAGGGUCUGCAGCGUUGGAUUCGGCCAGACCCUCAGGACUUUGCCAAGGCGGAUGCGGGGCACCGUGGCAGGUCGCCGACAGAGGGCGAGUACUUUGACAUCAACGCAGCAGAUCCAACCGAUAUGCUGGAGAAUGUGUGCGUUUCCAGCCUGCUACACGCACCAGAUGGCGGCAUUGAGUCCCCGGCUGUGCGCCCGGGAAGCGCGGGCACUAGCUCGCAAACGGCAUCCGGCGAGCGCAGCGGCAUGCGCAGCGCAGGCUGA
Molecule: messenger RNA, 300 nt
Organism: Chlorella variabilis
Lineage: Eukaryota; Viridiplantae; Chlorophyta; Trebouxiophyceae; Chlorellales; Chlorellaceae
Exons: 3
Coding region: 1-300 (99 amino acids)
Source: RefSeq, a predicted model, not a curated record